This is a messenger RNA of Arctia plantaginis, 1224 nucleotides long. Lineage: Eukaryota; Metazoa; Arthropoda; Insecta; Lepidoptera; Erebidae. The record is from the annotation of a GenBank genome assembly.
AUGUUCACCCGGUCGCGAUACUUUUUUGCUAAAACUCUCUCUUUGAGGAGUAUUUUUAACCAGCAAUAUCAAGAUAAUGCUAGAGUUUUGUAUAGCAUAACAGCCACAAGAUGCCGAUCAACAACCCCGCUUAAUACUAUAGUAAUGUUUGUUCCACAACAGGAGGCAUGGAUUGUGGAGCGAAUGGGUAAAUUUCACAGAAUAUUGGAACCUGGUUUGAAUUUGCUGUGGCCAAUUGUUGACAAAAUCAAAUAUGUGCAGAGUUUGAAGGAAAUAGCUAUAGAUGUUCCAAAACAAAGUGCCAUCACGUCUGACAAUGUCACAUUGAGCAUUGAUGGAGUUCUUUAUCUUCGUAUUAUAGACCCAUAUCUAGCAUCAUAUGGUGUUGAAGAUCCUGAAUUUGCUAUUACCCAGCUGGCUCAAACUACGAUGCGUUCUGAACUUGGUCAAAUAUCACUGGAUAAAGUAUUUAGAGAACGAGAGUCGUUAAAUGUGUCAAUGGUACAUGCAAUUAAUAAGGCCAGUGAAGCAUGGGGUAUCACUUGUCUCCGUUAUGAAAUUCGUGAUAUAAAAUUACCGACCCGUGUUCAUGAAGCUAUGCAGAUGCAAGUGGAAGCAGAACGUAGGAAAAGAGCGGCUAUUCUGGAAUCUGAAGGUGUUCGUGCUGCUGAUAUCAAUGUCGCGGAGGGCAAGCGUCAAGCUCGAAUAUUAGCUUCAGAGGCUGAAAAACAAGAGCAAAUUAAUAAAGCUUCUGGUGAGGCGCAAGCAAUGCUCGCCGUAGCAGAUGCUCGCGCUCGCGGCCUGAAGCUCAUUAGUAGCGCACUAUCGGACAAGGAUAGCAAGUAUGCAGCAUCGCUGACACUUGCUGAGCAGUACGUCUCAGCGUUUAACAAGCUGGCGAGGACAAACAAUACCCUCAUAUUACCAGCGAAUGCAGGAGAUGUAUCAAAUUUUGUAGCUCAGGCUAUGUCAAUAUAUUCAGCAGUAAAUUCGCAUCAUGCAUUUAAAAGUCAGCCGGAACCAGCCGACAUUACUUACGAAGAUCCUCUAGUCAAACUUAAUGCAUUAACAGAAAAAGGAUCUACUUUGGCGGGUCAACCUGUGAUCAAUGAGGAUGACAGUUUAUCUGAAUAUUUUUCAGAUGAUGAAGAAAGAGCUAAGGCGUUACAAGCUCAGAAAGACAAAAAAGAUCAAUUGUUAAAUAAAUUAGAAAAGGAUACAUAG